AGGGAGAAGAGUCUCGUUUUGACAUUAAAGCCACGGGGAACUUAGGAGACUAUAUGGCCUAGCGCAGUCAUGUUUCACCCUAUUUGUGGAAGCCCGAUUCAAACCUUGCUAUUAUUCGAGCAGGUGACACAUAGGACAGAGUUCAUUAUACCUGACUUCUACAACGAAUGCCGCUAUCCCAUGCGACUAAACCCUCACUGUGAUCCGGUAUCUUACGCUUCUGCACAAUGGCUUUCCUUGCGCCCUGGCUACUUCGCUUCAUCUUGUUACCCUGAUGCGGAUGCUUUCCAUCUCAAAGUCUGCGCGGACUUUCUGGGCUGGUCGUUCAAAAUGGACGACUGGCUCGAGAUCGAUAGGUCCGAUGUUAAUGAUGCGUGGGGAGUACGUGACUGCUGUAUAUCUGCGUACCGCGAUCCCGUCAACUUCCAGACGGAAAGAUAUAGUGCAAAGAUGUGCAAAUCGUACUUCGGUCGCUUUAAGGAGACUGGCGGCCCUGGCUGCACAGAGCGCUUUAUCCAUGCAAUGGAUUUGUGGUUCAUCUCUGCAGCAAAGGAGGUGGACAACCGCGCCAAGGGACAUGUCGAUGAUGUUGAAUCGUACAUUGAACUGAGGCGCGACUUGAGCGGCUGCAAGUCUUGCUUUGCCCUUAUCGAAUUCGUCAAUCGGAUUGAUCUUCCUGAUGAAGUAGUCUCGCAUCCGGUCAUCAUGGCCCUGGAGGAGGCUACCAAUGACUUUGUUUCUUGGUCAAACGACAUUUUCUCCUAUAAUAUGGAGCAAUCUCACCAUAGCACACAUAAUUUAGUUGCUGUGCUCAUGAUUGAUCAAGGUCUCAGCCUGCAAGAUGCUGUUGACUACUGCGGCCGGUUGUGCAAUAUCUCCCUCCAACGCUUUGAAGAAAACCGUGCUAUCCUCCCCUCGUGGGGAGAAGAAGUCGACAGGCAGGUGGCACUCUACGUCGAGGGACUGCAGAACUGGAUUACCGGUCCGCUCCAAUGGUCCUUUGUGACCGCCCGCUAUUUCGGGAAGGAUGCGCAUAUUGUCAAGCAGGACAGAACCAUCAAGCUAAUGCCCAAGCGGCCCUUGUGAAAUCCGCAGCUAUUGCUCUAUAAAGCUGCAUCAAUAUCUAUAUCUUGCUAUGUGUGAAGCUACAUUUUUGACCGUAUCAUGUUUGGCCUUCUUACUCAGAACGUUUUUGACUUUCGCUGUUGUGUGUGAUAGUACUAGUCUCCCCCGGUCAGACUAUAAUGAAAGGAAGACAGUCGUUCAUUCCAAGUUCAUUCUAUAUAGAAUUGUACACUUGCGAGCAUGUACCAUUCUUAUACAAGUCUUGGAAACGAUGUACAUAUGUACCAUUUACAUUUGGAGUGCAAAUAUUUAUUUUAG
Suillus subaureus is the source of this 1383-nucleotide messenger RNA. RefSeq names its product terpene synthase. The record is from RefSeq and is a predicted model, not a curated record. Bases 70 to 1086 code for a protein of 338 amino acids. The transcript has 7 exons. NCBI's taxonomy places the organism in Eukaryota, Fungi, Basidiomycota, Agaricomycetes, Boletales, Suillaceae.